AUGAAUUUGGAAGUGAUACGAAGACGCGCAGCAUCUUUGGGCAAAGAAGUUUGCCGCAAUUGUACACAAGGGCAGCGAGUGGCAUGCGGGAAGCUGGCCAUGUCUCUGGAGUCCGUCUCUGCUACGGCUGUAUGCAUUGUCGAAGUGUGCAGUGUACUUACCGACGGCAAAUGCUGUUUUUCGAUCGCCUCCGAUCAGCUGGACGUCAAGUUGACUGCCAUGUGGCAACAAACAUACGUCCGGGUCUCAUGCAGCAGUACCGGCAAAUCCUUUCACAUUCGGCGCAACUUCCAAGUCGUGCUCCGCCCAAGUUGA
Messenger RNA from Peronospora matthiolae, 315 nucleotides. NCBI's taxonomy places the organism in Eukaryota, Oomycota, Peronosporomycetes, Peronosporales, Peronosporaceae. The record is from the annotation of a GenBank genome assembly.